Molecule: messenger RNA, 4552 nt
Organism: Athalia rosae (coleseed sawfly)
Lineage: Eukaryota; Metazoa; Arthropoda; Insecta; Hymenoptera; Athaliidae
Gene: bora
Product: protein aurora borealis
Exons: 6
Coding region: 265-1884 (539 amino acids)
Biological process (GO): regulation of mitotic nuclear division; activation of protein kinase activity; regulation of mitotic spindle organization
Cellular component (GO): cytoplasm; nucleus
Molecular function (GO): protein kinase binding
Source: RefSeq, a predicted model, not a curated record
AACAAAAAACAGGUAUAUUUGAGAGGUUUUAUCUUCGCAUUAUUUCAAGAUAACCAAAGUUCAUCGCGCAAAAUGAUGCCCACCCUUAUAUACUCCCAAAAUUGUUAUAUUUCGUGAAGUUUUUGUGUAACGGAAAAUUGGGGUUGAAUGCUUGGGGUUAACAGCCUCUCGCAAUACUUCCGUGUUUAGUAUACUAAUUGUUAUACUAAAGAAUGAAUAAACAUCUUUUUGUGCUUAACUUUUUUAAUACAAUUUUCAGCUGUGAUGGAGCAAGUGCAAUGGUCCACGCCAAAUAAAAAUGGUAUGAAUCGACAUAGUGGUUCACCUUCAAAGAGUCCUACUUGUCACAGAACCCCUACAAAGCAGAAUGAUGCACGACAUAAACAAACCACCUACCAAAACUGUACAGGUGGCUUCACCGUUCUACCUAAUCAUAUCACUCCACCUUCCGGAUUUACUAAAUUUAUUGCCAGGAAUCCCUUUGACGCUAAUCUCACUAAUAGACUACAUCUGUCUGUGAUCAGUCCUACUAUAUUCAGUAAGGUUGCUAGCCCACUUCAAGACUCGCCUAGCUUAGUAUGGAGUGUCGAUGAAUUGGCCAUUAUUAAACCAGCUAAAAUAGAAGAGUCUCCUGUACAACAAUUAUUUUGUUCGGAUCCAGAGAUUGAGAUUAAGGCACAGGCUGCUAUCAACCAAUUUUUUAAUACCAAACAGAUUUUACCAAGUCCAUGGGAUCUUAAACGGAAAGAAAAAAAACUGGAAAUGUCUACACCUACCAGGCCUCAAGAAGAUUUAAAUAGUACCAAAGAUUCUCACAAAUCGAAGAGAGACAGCUAUGCGCAAACUGUACUUUCUUUACCUCCGAAAUUACCACUGGAUUUAGAGGAGGCCCUUAAGCCGUACUUUACAUUUACACAGGAACAGCAUUCUGAGAAUGAUGAAGCCAAUUUAAGUAAUAGUUCUUUGCGAAGAAAGCUGUUUUUCUCACAAGAGGACAGUCCGGAAGAUGAACGCUACAGUUCCAUGUCACUCUCGCCCGUAAAAUCACAUGGAUCAAUGGACUUUGGUGUUAAUUCUAGCCCUACUCAGAGCGGGAUGCUGCAAAAUGGACAUCCUUUGGGGACUGAUUCGCAAAAGGUGGAGCGCAAUCAUGGAACGCCAAUGGCAAACUCUGGGAAUUUAUCACCACUAAAUAUGUCUCCGAUUCAUAAUAAUAUUAGCGACAUGUCCUGUCAAAGUAUCAAGUCUCGAGUUUCUCGAUCUGUGGCUAGAUUAGACUUUACAACUGACAUGAGCAUAGAAGUAUCUAUGAUCACAGAGAAGCAGACUGACCUUAACAAUGAGUCUAAUAUUUCAACAACAAGUUGCCGUUCAACUUUAGGUACGUCUAUGCUGUCUACGGAGUUGAAUAGUUCAGCUGAAAAUUCGGAACAAGUUUUAGGCAAUGAGAAAUUAUGUGAGAGGACAAGACAGAACGAAACCGUUGAAAUGAUACUUUUAGGACACAAAACACCCCCGGUCACAAGCCCGGUGAAUAAACUUGAACGUCAUGUAUGCCUCGGUCAACGAGAAGAUAAUAAGGACUGCUGGAAUGUAGCCACGGAAUGGUGUAAAGUGCACUCGCACGAGCAGCAAUGCAAUACUCAUACUAUUUCAGACCAACAAAGUACUUUGAAUUUCGCUCAAGAUACAGGAUACCAAACUUAUAGUAUGAACGGUACCAGUGUGACCGAAAGCAUUAAUGUCACUCCAACCAAACAAAAAAUUCACUUGGAUGAGAAGAUUAUAUAUAAUGAUGAAGAGUUACAUUUGUCAGACUGGAAAAAAAAUCUGAUUAAUAUAUACAGCUCAACUCCUUCAAAAAAUAGAGCUAAAGAUAAUUGAAUUUCAGUACAUGCCUUAAAUAGAUCUUAAAUCGGUGUAUGCGUAUCGCAAGUUUCAUUGUACUUUGAGAUACAUGUAGCACGGCAUAUUUAUGACGGUGAAGUAAAACAACAGAGUUCUGUUAUCGAAUAUUAGGAUCAUCAGAACUUUGAUAAUAAUAUGUAGAAUUAACAUUAAUUGAUAAUUUGCAAGCCGCGAUUAAAUUAGAUACGUGUUUGUCAGAAAAUUUGUGAUAUUUUAUAAAUUUCUGAAACAUAUGACUGCCAUAUUUGUUGGAUACUCGUAAUAUUAUAUGACUAGUAUGUAUUCUAAUAGUUAUUUUGUCUAUAACUACAUUCACUGCCUUUGUGAUUGCUGAUUUCACUUUACUAUGAAAUUUAGCUUGUGAUUUAAUGUAUUCUCAAAUUGGACUAGUUGAGAAUAUUAGAUUAAGUGUACAUAAUAUAGAUAUUGCUGAGUACUUAGUCAAAAUGUCUUUUACGAUUUAUACAUGUGUGUUUUUACCUGAUUCUACCGAACUCUGUUCGCUAGUCGUAAAUUACAGGCUCCUGUGACCAUGGCAACUCAUGCUCGUUGUUUUUUUUUUUCUUUAAUUAGGACUCAUCGUGCGAUUCUUUGUGUAACUGACUCUGUGUGUCGGUGUUUCUGACAAUUCAUCUCGCGGGAUUUUUUCAAAAUACAUACUUUCUGACGCUCUCUCCCCUUCUGGGAUACGGGGGAAAUAUAGGAUUCUUUUAUGUGAAGAUAACAAAUGAGUGAUUCCACAGAUAAUUUAAAAAAAUAUUCUGAAACAAAUUUAUUGCACAAGAAUAGGGCAUCAUCCUCUGCAACAAUCCUUGCGUAAGAGUCAAAGUUGUAUGAAUCAAUUGAUAACUGCUUUACGUUUAACAAACCUAAAUGACAAUCUAAUUUUAUGACUUUUGAAUACAUAUAGAUUGUUCAGUUACACCUGUAACACUUAUGCUAUGAAUAAAUAACAAAAAAAUUGUGUAUAGAUAAAAUUGUUUGAGAUAAUGUAUAAAUUAAGAGUUUAUUAAUAAAUCGUGAUAAAAAAAAUAUAAAAUAAUGAAUGAAUCAACAUGAAUUAUAUGACGGUAUAAAUUAACAAUAUGAAAAUUGACAAAAAUAAUAAAUAUGACCUUACUCAAACAAUUAAAAUUUAGACGAUGCCAAUAGGGCGUAUAAAAAAUGACAUGAAAAUAUCAAAAUAAAAGAAUAAGUAGGCGUACGAAUUUAUAUCACAAGACAAAGAUCAAAAUAAUCGGCCUAUAAAAGAAUAAUAAAUACAUGUAAAAUAACUAAAAGACAACACAAGAAUGAGAUGAAAGAAUGAAAAUGAAAAUGAUUAGUAAAAUUCGAAAAGGUAAUGAUAUCGUGACCGUUUUAAAAUGGCGUUGUCAAUCCUCAGCUAUGCAUCAUCCAGAAUCUCCCUCCUUUUCCUGGACUUCAGGUCUUAUAUAGAUUAGUUUAGUCCAUGAUAUUAAAAUGCAGGCUCCAGGUCGUAAUAUGCUCGAAAUAUUCAGGUUUUCUUUUUUGAAAUAAAUGUAAAGAUGACGAAGGUAUGGUGAGUACGUUUGAUGUGUAUCGAAGAAAUGAGGUAUAGAAAAAUGUAUAUUGAGGUGAUCACCGAUAUCGAGGAAGUGUGUCUUCAAUUAUGUUCCUUCUUGCCUCGUACCUCUUAUUCCUCCCACUCUUCGCUCUCUGAUCCUCAAUUCCCCUUCCUACAUCCUAUCGAUCAUCUGAUGAUUCGUUACACACCUAUGAGUAAAAAACUUAUUUCUGUAAUAAGAUCCAAUUUUUAGGGCCAUAGUAUUAACGAUUAGAACCACCUGAAAUGACGCGUUUCCAAACCACCUUCAACGAGGUAGCAUCCUCAGCUCGUUUCGAUUUUUUCUCCAAAUAGAACGAUCGCCAAAAGUACAGUUUCUAGAAUAUGUAAUAUAUUAUUAUAUGUAUAUUCUACAAACUGUGCCGAGGGCCCUAUGCAAACCACUUGUAGUUCAGCAUCCCAAGCCUGGCAAAGUAGAAUCUCGAACAUACAACUGGAAAAAAAAUAAUAUAACAGACACCUUGUACCAUGAAAAAACUAAUACACAGUAGUCUAAAAUUUAGACAUGUAAUUUGCAUUAUGAAUUACACAGAUAGAUAAGCAUUGCAUCUAUGAUUGCAUGAAUAAAAAUCGUAUGGAUAUAUGCGAGGAUAUAUGUAUAUAUAUGGACAAGUAAAACUUGCACAAAACAAUUACACAUAGUCACAAACAAAACAUAUACAUAAAACACUACAUAAAGAACAUGAAACACGAAACAGAACAGAUAAAUAGAUAAUCAUUAUUUUCAAACAUCUUAUAACUAAACAUUAUUAUCAAGAAUAAUCAAUAGAAUGAAACAGUAAAAAAUAUGAAUCGCAACGGUACAUUUUCUGAAAAGAGUAAAAGCAUUCGUCAAGUAAUUCAUAAAAUAGCAGACCUGAAACAUAUAGACAAGUGGUAAACAUGUCAUUGUUAUAAUAUAGGUGUAAUUUCACAUGAAAUUUUUGCAACGAAAAGACAUAAUUGGUAAUUAAUUUGUGAACCAUGAAACAUAUUAUUAUAGUGGAUGAUAUUUUCUGCAAAGAUAAAAAACGUAAAAUAAUUUUAGCUGCCAAAAUGGCUAGAUCACGAUGUGCGCCA